CUUGCCGUCGCACAUCUCGAGAAAGAUGUCAGUAAUCUGCGCUGCCUUAUUAUUGGCCCUCCCGACACACCUUACGAGUUUGGCUUCUUCGAAUUCAAGGUGAAAGUCGGCCCUAAAUAUCCCUCGCAACCUCCAGUGGUGAAAUGCUUGACAACAAAUGCUGGCCGCUGCCGAUUCAAUCCAAACAUCUACGCUUCUGGAAAANGCACAUGGCGUGGUGAGCCUGGCGAACAAUGGAGUAUCGCUCAGGGGCUGGAGAGCGUACUCAUCAGUGUACAAUCGCUGAUGUCUUGCAAUCCUUACGAAAACGAACCCGGAUUCGAGACCACCAAAAUUACUAACAAUGAGGCUGGAGAGUAUGCGCAANAGAUACACCAUGAGACUCUCAGGAUAACUGUGCUCCAGCGCCUUGAGCAGCUGCUCCAAAUCAACGACGAUGAUCACACGACGGCCGGUACCGCGCCGAGUACUCCACCUACUGACUCCGACGAUGAUGAAGUUAAAGAGGUUGGGCCUUCAACUGCUGAGAAAGAGGGUAACACGGACCUCGAAUUCAGCCCUUUCACAGACCUCUUCAAGCGUCGCUUUCUGUGGUACUACGACGCUUACAUCAAGUCGAUCGACAAUGCCUUGACGAAAGUCAAGGACGGCAAGCAGUUUACAAAUACACCGUUCGAACACCCCGGUAACGAUAUGCGUGGCAAGUAUGCCUAUGCUUCGCUGAGAACACGCUUCCAUCGCGUUUGGCAGGCUCUCGAGGCUGAAAAGAACAACUACUCCCACGGCGGCAAGCAGUUACUCUCGGAUCAACACGGCACAGCCAUGAACCUCCAGCAUCAAUUUGAUUCGCUGCGCUCUUACUACGCUGGAAGUGAUGGCCCCUCUGUCGUAAUCAAUCUCGUCGACGCCAAUCCCCUUGUCUGGAGUCUUACUUUCUUUGGUCCUUACGAGAGUGACCUUUCAGGUGCAAUCGUUAAUGUUCACCUACACUUCCCUUUCGACUUUCCAGAAGCGCAGCCAAGAGUCACGGUCCUCACACCCCUCUUCCAUCAUCGCAUCAGCACUACUACCAAAGCACUUUGCUAUUUUCCAACCAAGCUCUACGAUGUGCAGAACCACAUUGAGAGCAUCAUGGCUACAAUCAUCGAAGAAACUCCAUCGUAUGACCCGCGUGCGUUGGUCAACCCUGACGCAUCGGUUUUGCUUUGGGGUGAUGAAAAUGGUAAANAGACUUACAGGCGCAAGCUGCGCAGAAGCGUGAUUGACUGCGAUGAGCUC
Messenger RNA from Aureobasidium musti, 1278 nucleotides. Lineage: Eukaryota; Fungi; Ascomycota; Dothideomycetes; Dothideales; Saccotheciaceae. The record is from the annotation of a GenBank genome assembly.